This is a messenger RNA of Metopolophium dirhodum (rose-grain aphid), 2935 nucleotides long. RefSeq names its product organic solute transporter alpha-like protein. Bases 319 to 1539 code for a protein of 406 amino acids. The record is from RefSeq and is a predicted model, not a curated record. The transcript has 7 exons. Lineage: Eukaryota; Metazoa; Arthropoda; Insecta; Hemiptera; Aphididae. Gene Ontology annotation, biological process: transport. Gene Ontology annotation, molecular function: transporter activity.
UCUGCGAACGUGUUGCAUGCCAUCGCACUCGUCGCAGUGGUGACACGGUAAUCGACUCGAAAUGACCGACUCCGCGAUCGACGGCUGCGGGAACGGCAAUUCGGUAUAAAUAUAUUAUGCGACCACGGCGGUAGUAAACAUUUUUGAAAAAAUGAUUCUUACAAGCGUUCAAAUCGGAAUGUCGGAAAAUUGAAUAUUGAUAUACCGAGUGCCGGGACCGUAGUCUGUAGCUAUUCAGUUACACGAAGUAUUUUUACACGGUGCUGUUGCUGUGUAUAUAGACUUCAACGAGCUGAGACGCGUGCGAUCCUCUGAAAUAUGACGACAACGGGUCCUGCAGCGUUGGUCAUGCAGAACGUGUCCGAUGAUUUGGAAUACUUCGCAGAUCUGACCACGAUGGUCCAGCGGGACGCUGCAGCGGAAUUUGCGACCGUUUCGCCAGCGUCCCCCGGACACUUGUUGUCCGUCGACUACCCGUUCGCAAUCAGCAAACAGUCGACUCCGACCCCUACGGCCGUCAUCGAUUACGCGGUCAGAAACGUUUCCGUGGCUCUGUGCCAUCAGCCCACCGGCAUACCAUCUGUCGACGAGUACUUUACCGCUAUAAACCUGACAGGAGUGACGAUAUUUACGGUUGGUGCAGUGAUUGUGGUCAUGAUCCUCUACCUGUAUGUGGACACUCUGAAGUGUAUCAUCAAAAAUGCGCCACCUAUGGUUAAAACCCACUCGGCGUUCAUACUUAGCGUAUACCCGGUCGUCGCAGUGGCCACUUAUUGCGCAAUCCUAGUGCCUAGAGCCCACCUUCUGGCUGAAGCCAUGACUCAGGGCAUGUUCAUGGCUUCGAUGUAUCAGCUGUUCUGUCUAUUCAUGGCGUACUGCGGUGGCGAAGCCAAUCUCAUCGCUUCCGUAAAACCACAGUCGUUGGACAUGCAAGUGCCACCCUGUUGCUGUUGGCCAUGCUGCUGUUUUUUGCCUAAAUUCACGCUCACCAAGAAACAUCUAAGACACCUGAGAAUGUUGGUGCUACAAUUGCCCGUCGUCCAGGGUUUCGUGUACAUGGUGUUGCUCGUCAUGUGGGCUGAAGAAGAGAGCUUGUACCAAGUCAACUACAUGUACAUGCAACCGUUCAUCGUGAUAUCCAUCAUAUGCGGCAUGUGGGGCAUCUCGAUGACCAUGCGAGUGCUCGGAGAUAUCCUCAAGGAUCACGGCAUCCAAGGAAAAUUUGUGGUACUCCAACUGGUGCUGGUAUUGGCCAAGUUGCAGGGACUGGCGUUUAGAGGAGUUGUGUGGGCAGGAUGGUUACCCUGCAAGCCUCCGAUCUCGCCCACCGUCUAUGCGAAUUUGAUAUACAAUUCGACCAUGUUGUGGGAAAUGUUGGUGUUGGCCGCGUUGGCCAGGAAGCUCUACAAGAAACCGUUGCCGGACCAGUGUUUCGUCGACCCCCCGAAGAUCACCUGUUGCGUGGAUAUGCCCAGCAACCAGGAAAACAACAACAUCAUAGCCGGCACGUACAACCAGUGUUUCGACAUGAACGCUUAGAAAAACAUAAAGUCGGCGUUCGAGUUAGUAUGUAUAUCAUCAAGGCACGCGCGGAGAUGGCCGUCGUGGGCGACUCUUUAUUGGUUUUUGACUUUGACGAUGACACACACGAUGAUGUAAUCCACACGUACUUAUAUAGAUGUAUCCAAUAUCAUAUGCAUAGGCGUGCGCAGAGUUUAAUCGCAGCAGGGUAUGCGGCUGCCAAAAUGUGCUCCCCGAAAACACAGAUAAAAAUAGUGAAAUGCUCUUAUAUACCUACCUACAGUUGCAGCCUUGAUGAACAUAUUUAUUAUUUAUUAAUUAUUCGUAUUUAUUACUACUCGAACCCGGUGGCGUGCUCAGGGGGGGGGGGGGGUUAGGGGGUUAUAUCCCCUACACAUUGAACCAUAAAUCCACUUAUACUUGUGUUUUGUACUCGUUCUGAUACUACGCUACUAGCCCCAUAUUUAACUUCAAUAAAUGAUUACUUAUAACAUUAUCCUCCUCAUUGGUAUUUGUCCUACGCCUCUUAUUAGAAAAUAACAAUAGAUUUUUCAACGUUUUAUUUCCGUGGAGAAAAAUCAAAAAAACAUACUCUUAUGUCUUAAUAAAGACACGCGUUUAUCGUGAAAAGGGUGUUAUGGGAGAUUUUAUAAUAUUAUACUCUCGUCAAGGUUGGUUAAAAUUAUAUUGUAGUGAUUAUUAACAAUAAUUUAAGUCGUGAUCAUUGAUCGUACCUACUUAUACCUGUAUUUCUCUCUCUAAAAAGUGUUACCUAUAUUUCGGGACUUUGUUCGUAUGCCUUCCAACAAAUAAGUGUCUGCCCCCAGUGUUGUAUACAGGAUUCAAUAUGAGGAAUAUGGGUUCAUCAUAGUCAAAAAAAAUACUUAAAAAUAUAUUUUAGUAGUUUUAAAUGUUUGUAAAUAUAUUUAUAUACUUUUCAUGUGAUAAGGGGGGGUUGAACUCCCCUACUCCCACCCCAUGUCUACGGCAGCCCUGUCUGCACCAGCAGGGUACCUAUACUUGUAUGCGCAAGCGCAUACCCUGUAAAGUGUACACCAGAGUACCAGACUCGUCCGCACGCUCAUGCCUAUUACACGUCUUAUAUUAUAUUAUGCUAAUAGUGCUAACUUCACCGUCGCUUUACAUAGAUACCUCCUAUUCGGAAUACUGAAUUAUCUAUACUAUAUAGUAUAAUUAUUAUAGAUAGUAGUGUAUUAGUGUAUGAGCGGAUCCAAUUUUUUCGGGAUCGUCGAAAAGUGAAAAAAGCACACACAACAUUAUAUUAGUACAUUAUUAUACUUUUUACCCGACCAAAGACGCGUUUUUAUACCUACUGUACAUUUUUUUUAUUUUUAAAUAUAUUUUUACGAAACAUUUUAUCUUUUAUACAAUAUAUUUAUACAAUAUAAAUUUA